Messenger RNA from Vicia faba (fava bean), 1347 nucleotides. Lineage: Eukaryota; Viridiplantae; Streptophyta; Magnoliopsida; Fabales; Fabaceae. The record is from the annotation of a GenBank genome assembly.
AUGGUUAGCAUCGACCGUUCAUACACAGUGACACCUUCUGAAACAACACCAACCACCACACUCUCUCUUUCCCUCUGCGAUCAAAUCAAGCUCUCAAAUCAUGCAUCCCAGCUUUAUCUCUUUACCAAAACCAAACUUCAUCCUUCAACAAACAUUCUCAUUACCAGUCUCUCCAAAACACUCAACCACUACUAUCCCUUCGCAGGUCGAUUAAACUUGGUCAAAGGAACAAACCACUUCCAACUUCAUUGCAACAACAAGGGUGCACACUUCUUUGAGGCCACGUGUCAUCUCACUUUAAACCAUUUAUUUGCUAAUAAUUUCGAUUCCAACCAUGUUGUCCAAAAACUACUCCCAAAAGUUAACUAUGAUGUUCCAAUUCAACAUGUUCCUUUGUUGGUUGUUCAACUCACCAAGUUCCCUUGUGGCUCUCUCACCCUUGGUCUUGCUCUUUGUCGUCCUAUUCUCGAUGGUUUCUCGUCUGUUAAUUUCGUUACCUCAUGGGCAAAUCUUGCUAAAGGAAAGAAUUUAGAUUCUAGUUUGAUCCCUUUUAUAAAUCCAUCUCACUUAGAUUCCAAAAGCCUUCAUUUACCACCACGUUUUCAACAUCAUGAGUUUUCUCCACCACCCCUUUGGGAAGGGUGUAAUAGUAAUAACUUGUUACCACUAUAUGCAACAACCACGUUAAAGCUGACAAAAAACCAAGUUAACAAACUCAAGAACAAGGUACGAGGUUAUACUAGUUUUGAGAUUAUUAGUGGUUACUUAUGGAGAUGUGUUUGCAAAGUGCGUUUUCAAGGAAAUUGGAACCAACCAACAAGGUUAACAACUUCAGUUAAUUGUAGAAACAGGUUGAAUCCACCUCUUCCUAAGAAAUACUUUGGGAAUGCAACAUUUCCAACAGUGACACAAGUUUGUUCAUUUGAUGAUAUUGUUCACAAGCCUUUAUGUUACGUGGUUGGGAAAGUGAGGGAAGCUAUUGAGAAGGUGAAUGAUGAGUAUGUAAGAUCUGCUCUUGACUAUGUUGGAAAUCAGAAAGAUAUGAGUUUGUUAAGGGACAAGUUUUACAAGUUUGAUAGAAGAAAUGUACUAAUGGGUGGUGACCCGAAUUUGUAUGUUGUUGGUUGGAGUAAUUUUCCGUUUUAUGAGACUGAUUUUGGGUGGGGGAAACCUGAUUGUUUGGUUCCUGGGUUUGUUAACUCUGAUGGUAUUGGUAAGGCUUUUGUUCUUGAUGAUGCAAAUGGUGAUGGUUUUGUUGUGACUACUUGUUUGCAACCUUCUCAUAUAGAUGCUUUGAAGAAGUUGUUUUAUGAGGAUUUGGAGAUGAUCUCUAGUUCCAAACUAUGA